This is a messenger RNA of Lactuca sativa (garden lettuce), 4268 nucleotides long. NCBI's taxonomy places the organism in Eukaryota, Viridiplantae, Streptophyta, Magnoliopsida, Asterales, Asteraceae. The record is from RefSeq and is a predicted model, not a curated record.
CCAAACCCUCGCCCCAAAAUUCUCAAUUCUUCGUUUUCUUUUACCAAUCUAAGUCUAUUAAUCAAUUUCCUCCACACCAUGACUGAUCAAGCUGAAUCAUCCGACGCCAAGGGAACUAAGCGGGACUUUAGCACCGUGAUUCUUGAGCGAAAGAAGGCGGCGAAUAGACUCGUCAUUGAUGAAGCUAUCAACGAUGAUAACUCUGUUGUUUCUCUUCAUCCCGAGACCAUGUAAAAGCUUCAACUCUUCAGAGGCGAUACCAUCCUGAUCAAGAUCUAGUUAUUGUACAUUGCGCGCUUCAAUUGUUUCAUCUUCUUGCACGGCAAGAAAAUGAGAGAUACAAUCUGUAUCGCACUUGCUGAUGACACCUGUGACGAACCAAAGAUUAGGAUGAAUAAAGUCGUCAGAUCAAAUCUAAGGGUCAGGCUCGACGAUGUAGUUUCAGUUCAUCAGUGUGCUGAUGUUAAAUACGGAAAGCGUGUGCACGUUCUCCUGAUUGAUGAUACCAUAGAAGGCGUCACUGGAAAUCUCUUCGAUGCAUACCUAAAACUUACUUCCUUGAAGCAUAUUGCCCUGUAAGAAAGGGCGACUUCUUUCUAGUAAGAGGAGGAAUGAGAAGUGUCAAGUUCAAAGUCAUUGAAACCGAACCCUAUGAGUACUGUGUGGUUGCCCCUGAUACAGAAAUCUUCUGUGAAGGUGAACCUGUGAGAAGAGAAGACGAAGACAAAUUAGAUGAAGUUGGUUAUGAUGAUGUAGGUGGAGUGCGCAAACAAAUGGCACAAAUCCAUGAAUUGGUAGAAUUACCAUUACGCCAUCCCCAACUCUUCAAAUCAAUCAGUGUUAAACCCCCAAAGGGUAUCCUUCUAUACGGGCCACCCGGAUCCGGGAAAACCCUAAUUGCCCGGGCAGUUGCUAAUGAAACAGGCGCCUUCUUCUUCUGCAUCAACGGGCCAGAAAUCAUGUCAAAAAUGGCGGGUGAAAGCGAGAGUAAUCUCCGAAAAGCAUUCGAAGAAGCUGAAAAAAACGCGCCUUCGAUCAUCUUCAUUGAUGAAAUUGAUUCAAUCGCACCAAAACGUGAAAAAACACAUGGUGAAGUCGAAAGGAGAAUUGUUUCACAGUUGUUGACAUUAAUGGACAGGUUAAAAUCACGGGCCCAUGUUAUAGUCAUGGGUGCCACUAAUCGCCCAAAUAGUAUCGAUCCGACUUUAAGGAGAUUUGGGAGAUUCGAUAGGGAAAUUGACAUUGGUGUCCCUGAUGAAAUCGGGAGACUUGAAGUUCUUCGUAUUCAUACAAAAAACAUGAAGCUUGCUGAUGAUGUGGAUUUGGAGAAAGUUGGGAAAGAGACACAUGGGUACGUCGGUGCUGACCUGACAGCUUUGUGUACUGAAGCUGCUCUUCAAUGUAUUCGUGAGAAAAUGGAUGUGAUUGAUUUGGAAGAUGAAUCAAUCGAUCCUGAGAUUUUGAACUCCAUGGUUGUAUCCAAUGAGCACUUUCAAACAGCUCUUGGAACAAGUAACCCUUCUGCUCUUCGUGAAACGGUUGUUGAAGUUCCAAAUGUAAGCCGAGAAGACAUUGGUGGCCUUGAAAAUGUCAAACGAGAGCUUCAAGAGACGGUACAAUACCUGGUGGAACAACCGGAGAAAUUUGAUAAAUUCGGAAUGGCGUCAUCGUAGGGAGUUUUGUUCUAUGGCCCACCGGGUUGUGCAAAAACGCUUCUUGCAAAAGCGAUUACGAAUGAAUGUCAAGCGAAUUUCAUAAGCAUCAAGGGACCUGAGCUUCUGACAAUGUGGUUUGGUGAAAGUGAAGCAAAUGUGCUCGAUAAGGCGCGUGGAAUUAUUUCUUGAAACGUUUACAUAUGUGUUCAAAUUCGCCCUAGACUAUGCCUCCUACAUUAGGAUACAUCACAUGAUCCUAUUUAUAUGUAUACUAUAUAGAUCCUUUCUCCUAAUCCCUUGCAUCAUCAUCUGCUUCAUCAAGGAUCAUCUGGAAUGCUCUUGCCUUUGGCUUUAGUGGCAUAUUUGGCUUUAUAUCUCCUUCCCUCUUUGGACAGUCUUGCUUGAAGUGUCCUUCCUCAUUACAUCCAUAACACACCCUUUUUGAAUGUACACUCAUUGGCAUAAUGUCCAAUCUUUCCACACUUGAAACAUGUCACCUCCUCGCUACAUUUUCCUAAGUGUUUCUUCUUGCACUUAUCGCACCAUCUUACUUCAUCUCCUCCUACUUCGAACUUCUUUGAACCAGACUUCAAGAAUUUCCCCUUCUCGUUGGACCUUGAAGAUCCUUCAAAUUUCAUUUUCUCGCCAACUUCAGCUUUCUCCAGACCCUUUCCCUUAUCUGGGUCUCAACAUUCUUAGCUGCCCAGACGACGACUUUCAAUGUGGUUGCUUGCUUAACCAUCGGACCAAGGUCCGAUGGCAAUCCAUUAGCAAACUUGUUGACCUUGCAGAGUUCGGUUGGAACUAGGUAAUGAACAAGCUUCAUCUUCUCCGUAAAACUUGCAGCAUACUCGGCGACACUCAUUCUUCCCUUCUUCAGGUUUUGGAACUCAUUGUUGGUAUCUAAAAGAUCUUGCUCAGAGCAGUACUGCAUCUUCAGUUGCACCAGGAAAUCUUCCCAAGACAUCUUGUUAGCUUCUCCAUUGGGCAUCGUAUUAGCUAGUAGCUUCCACCACCUCAAUACCCCAGAUUUUAACAGGGGAACCGCGAGAGUGGUCUUCUGUCUGUUGCUACAUUCGCAACUCCCAAACAUUGUCUCCAUCUCAGAGACCAUAACUUCCACCUAUGUUGGGCUUCCAGAAAGACACGGUGGUUUGGAUGUCAUGAAAUCCUUGUACUUGCAUCCAUAUCCGACAUUUCCUCCAUAUUUGUUAUUCCUUUUAACCACUGGUGGUUCAGCUUGACCAACGGUCCUACCGUAGUUCCCUUCUUCUGACUGUCCGUCAUUUAGUUCGGGUUGUUCAACAGGCAUCAAAGGUUCAUUCCUAUUAUUCAGCAACAAUUGCCUCAUUUCCUCCCUCUGUUCGGCCAUCAUAGCCCGAAUCAUGUCUUGUACUCCAACCAUCAUGACUGGCUCAGGUGCAUAAUUUACAUAAUACUCAAAUAAUUCCUCUUUAUUACCUUAAAAUAAGUUACAUUUGUUGACCGUAACCAUUACAUCAUCGUAUCAAUGCUUAACCUCGAAACACUAGCAUUAUAAAGUCGCACGGUGGGGCAUGUAGAGCGGCAUGGUCGAGCUAUUUUAAUUGUGGUCAAAAUGGGCAUUUGAGUUGGGACUGCCCCCGGGGUGCACUGAUUUGCUUCCACUGCAACCAUACAUGCCAUAAAAGGUCGACUGCCCGAGAUGAUAGGAGGAGCAGCGACAACGCCUGCACCGACCACUUUGAGGAUCAAUGAUGGCCGCCAGGUCAAGACGGAGACACCUAUGGUGAAGAUAAGAGCAUUUCAGCUAACAGCUGAGUAGGCGAAAGCAACACCGAUGUGGUUACUGGUAUGUCUCUUUACCUUAUCGUUUAUUGUUUUAUUUUUUUAUGUUUAUAUUUAUUUGAUCAUGUGUAGAGACUUUUUUAGUCAAUGGUAUGACUACUUAUGUCUUGUUCGAUUCGGAUGCUACUCGAUCCUUUGUAUCUCUUGCGCUUAGCAAGAAGUUUAGCGAUACUCCUAGGAUUUUGGAUUAUCCAUUGGAGGUAGAGAUUGCUAAUGAUCGUUCAGUGAGUGAUUUAAGGGUUCAUCGAGGGUGUGAUCUAAACCUAUUCAGCGAGAGAUAUUAUAUCGAUUUGGUUCUGAUUCAUCUGCGAGAGUCGAAGGUUAUUAUAAGGAUGGAUUGGUUGGGUUCUAAUGGAGACAUGAUUGAUUGUGAGCGCCAGCUAGUGAGAGUUCAAACCACAAGUGGGGGAGAACUAGUUAUUCAUGGCGAGGGAGCUUAGCAUGGACCAUCCCUCUGCUCAGCUACGAGGGCCAUGAGAUAUCUUCAACAAGGCUAUUUUGGGUUUUCGGUUUAUGUGGCGGAUACUCGGGUUGGGGGCACGGUGACGUAGGUGAGGUGCCCAUCGUUCGGGAUUUCCCCGAUGUGUUUCCAGAGGAUUUACCUAGAGUGUCUCCUGAGAGGCAGGUUGAUUUCCAAAUUGAUUUGGUUCCUGAUGUGACUCCGGUAGUCAAAGCACCAUAUCAGUUAGCGCCCCCUGAGAUACAGGAGUUGUCCACGCAAUUGCAGGAGCUGCUAGAAAAGGGUUUGGCAAAUAUGAUGAAUUAAUGAAAAUAAAAACAGACUAC